Molecule: messenger RNA, 732 nt
Organism: Lodderomyces beijingensis
Lineage: Eukaryota; Fungi; Ascomycota; Pichiomycetes; Serinales; Debaryomycetaceae
Source: the annotation of a GenBank genome assembly
AUGAAACUAGUCAAGAUCUGCGGCUUGCAAACUACAAAAGCAGCAGAAACGGCAAUCCUCAACGGCGCUGACUUCGUGGGGUGCAUCCUCGUGCCCAAUAGAACACGCACCAUCGCGAACGACGUCGCGAUCCAAAUCUCCAACUUAGCCCACCAUCGCCGGCCCAAAUCCAUAUCGCAAAUUAUCAACGACAUCAACCUGCACAACUUCACCACCGCGGAAUCAUAUUUCGAGUACAUCAAGCUGGAGAUAGUUGAGAAUGGGCCGUUUAUAGUGGGAGUGUUCCGCAAUCAGCUGAUGCUGCACGUGUUGCAACUGGCGAAGGAGCUCCAGUUGGACUUUAUCCAAUUGCACGGCGACGAGGACAAGAUGGAGUGGAUUGAGAAAUUCACGGACGCGGGGUUUGGCGUGGUGCCACGAUACGUUAUACCUCGUGACGUUGAGCAGUUGAAAUCGGACACGGCGAAGAUGAUGGAGAUGGGCGCGUUGUGCUUACCCCUCGUGGACUCAGAUCAAGGUGGCGAAGGAAAAUUGAUAGAUUGGGAUUACGUGAGCGAUAAUUUGGGGUUUACGCGGGUCUUGCUUGCUGGUGGAUUGAACCCCGAUAAUAUCAGCGACACCAAACGGGUUAACAAUGUCAUUGGGUACGAUGUGAGUGGCGGGGUAGAGACUGAUGGCGAGAAGGACUUGGUCAAGAUUACACGGUUUAUCGUCAAGGGCAAAGCUUUAUAG